Naegleria gruberi is the source of this 660-nucleotide messenger RNA. RefSeq lists its product as uncharacterized. The transcript has a single exon. The coding region runs from base 1 to 660 and encodes 219 amino acids. Gene Ontology annotation, molecular function: serine-type endopeptidase activity. Gene Ontology annotation, cellular component: membrane. The record is from RefSeq and is a predicted model, not a curated record. NCBI's taxonomy places the organism in Eukaryota, Heterolobosea, Eutetramitea, Acrasida, Naegleriidae.
AUGGGAAGAUCAUAUCGACAUGGAGGAGAAAGUUAUUUCGGAGGUGAUGGUGGUGGAUUUAGAUUGACUGGAAUUCAAAAAUUAAUUGCUCUCAAUGUUGCUGUGUUUGUCCUCUCUAAUAUUUUCCUAACAAGAGAAGAGAUGGUCACUUAUUUAGGAGUUUCAGUACAUAAUUUAAGAGAAGGAAGAUUACAUACACUUUUAACCAGCAUGUUUACUCAUUCCGAUUUGCUACACAUAUUCAUGAACAUGUAUGCAUUGAGUCAAAUUGGAAGAAUGAUGCCAAUGACUAGAAGAUUACUCUGGCCAGGUUAUAUAUUCUGUGGAUUGGUUGGCUCAUCUGUUUACAUUUUGGAUAAGUGGAUUGGAAGUACAAUUUUAAAUAGACCUCACGAAUAUUACAGUGUUGGUGUUGGAGCCAGUGGAGCCAUAUUUGGAUUAUUAGCUUUUGUGACACAAGUACAUCCAUUCAUUCCAGUGGGAAUUUUCUUCUUACCAUUCCAAUUUAAAUUGAGAAGUGUAUUUUACUCAUUCAUUGCAUUUGAAUGUUACCGUUGGUAUACGAAUAGGGAUUCAUCUGUGAGUGCCAGUGGCCAUUUGGGUGGUGCCUUUGGAGGAUUACUCUUCUUUUUACUCAAUAGAAAACGUUUAUUGUUCUAA